Molecule: messenger RNA, 519 nt
Organism: Melampsora larici-populina 98AG31
Lineage: Eukaryota; Fungi; Basidiomycota; Pucciniomycetes; Pucciniales; Melampsoraceae
Exons: 4
Coding region: 1-519 (172 amino acids)
Source: RefSeq, a predicted model, not a curated record
AUGCUCACAAUGAAUCGUCUGCCUACCUUCCCCUUUGUGUGCGCCAUUGCACUUCUACUAGUCAAUUCUGCCAUUGCUGCUAACCUUGCACAAUCUCGCGCCUUUGGAAUUUCUCGCGUUUGUAAUGGCUCUAUCGCUUGUUCGCUCAUCAAUUCCAACUGGCCGACCAACAAAGACUUCACUUGUGGAAAUGAAACUAUUUCCUCGAUCUCCUUUGCUUCUGCCUAUCCUUACAUGAUGAUGGGGGAGGGAGUCUCGAUGGUAAAUUCAAGUAGCUCAUGGCCCUCUUCAGUCGCGUCCGAUUGUCAAAAUAGUACAACUGCCGACCGAUAUCAAUAUAAAAAUGGAGUUUGGAAUGCUUACUAUUCGAUCGUCGCCAAUUGCGGCUGUACUGGGACCGGAGAAAGUGCACUUCCCAAUUGCACUGCUGCUACCUCCCAAUCGAGUGGAGCUUGCAAUGUCGCAAUGUUCACAUUCUGUGCGAUCGAGAUGAACGAUGUCCUCUGCACCUACACGUAA